This is a messenger RNA of Orbilia oligospora ATCC 24927, 1047 nucleotides long. RefSeq lists its product as uncharacterized. Bases 1 to 1047 code for a protein of 348 amino acids. Lineage: Eukaryota; Fungi; Ascomycota; Orbiliomycetes; Orbiliales; Orbiliaceae. The transcript has 2 exons. The record is from RefSeq and is a predicted model, not a curated record.
AUGGUUCGAAUAUCUUUGUUAUCAAUCGCGGUCACGGCCGGAUUGAUCCCGACUUUCGCUUUCGCUCAACUAAGCCUGCUCCCCACUUGCGCUCUUUCCUGCGGAAUUUCUAGUAUCGGUAUCACAGGCUGUUCCCAGACAGAUUUCAACUGCAUUUGUAGCGCGAAAGCCUUUCUGGCCACAGUCACGGAAUGUGUAACAGUCGCAUGCACUGCAGCGGAGUAUCAACAAACCGUUGAUGCGGCUAUUGUCCUCUGUAGCGAUGCGGGAGUAAAUGACUUGCCCAUCCCGGGGGCAAGUUCUACGACGACUUCUACGACGACUUCGACGACUGCGUCUACUACUGUAAUUACUACUACUUCAAUCACUACUACUGCAAUUACUACUACUGCAAUCACUACUACUGCAAUCACUACUACUGAGUCUACUACUGAGUCUACUACUGCGUCUACUACUGCGUCUACUACUGCAUCUACUACGACUACUGCAACCACUACUACUGCGGUCACGACAACAUCUGAAUCCACUACAACCCCUGCGGUGACAACCACGACCGAUAUUACGACUACGAGUACAUCAACUGAAUGUCCAACAAUUUGUCUCGACUUCAUUGAUAAUUGCGGAUCUCUGUGGGGGACUUGCAUUCCAAGUUGUAUCGGCCAAUCUAUUCCAACUUUCACACCUCCGCCAUGUACUUCCAGGACGACUACGUUCGUAACUACCACUACUACCACGCCGACAGCAAGGUCAACUACUACAUGUAAGACGUCAUCAACUACGAAGAAAUCUUCAACAACAUCUAAGAAGACAACUACCAAAUCUGUUCCAAAACCCACGCCGAAAAAAUGCACGACUACUAUCAAAAAGGUGACGACUAAGAAGACAACUACCAAAAAGACGACUACGAAAAAGACGACUACGAAAAAGACCACAAAACCUUGUACAAAGAAAGCUUCGCCAACUCCAAAGCCUUAUGGAAAGCCGCAACCCGCGAAGGGAAGUAGAUGCGGUUAUGAUUCCCGGGGUCGUAAAUACUGCAUCAAUUGA